This is a messenger RNA of Ruditapes philippinarum (Manila clam), 1500 nucleotides long. Its product is annotated as ephrin type-A receptor 3-like. Bases 1 to 1500 code for a protein of 499 amino acids. Lineage: Eukaryota; Metazoa; Mollusca; Bivalvia; Venerida; Veneridae. The record is from RefSeq and is a predicted model, not a curated record. Gene Ontology annotation, molecular function: ATP binding; transmembrane receptor protein tyrosine kinase activity. Gene Ontology annotation, cellular component: signaling receptor complex. The transcript is spliced from 9 exons. Gene Ontology annotation, biological process: multicellular organism development; protein phosphorylation; cell surface receptor protein tyrosine kinase signaling pathway.
AUGGCAACAAAAAAGACAUUAAAGUGUCCGACUCCUACUAUCGAUAUAGAUGAUAAAGAUCGGAAUGUCUCGUAUGGAUUUUGGCUGGACGGAUUUAUGGCAAACAAGAACGUCACUGACAGCCUGGGCUCUGUAUUGGAAGGUGAGCGUUUGAAUGAUGCCUGCCAUGACAGUGACGUUUCUAUAACUCUUGGAGAUAAAAAUUGCGCUAUACUAAGCCGUCAUGACGACGUUAUCACGUGUGAUCCAGGGGAAAGUUUCCCGGGUACAGCAAGAUCCGUUACAGUCAAGGUGAAGAUAGGUAACAUUGAAGUGGUAUGGGGUACACUAAAGAUUAACUCGUUUUGGACCAACACAGAGUUUAUCUACAUAGCCGUUGGCGCGGGUGUGUUCCUUAUCAUCAUCAUCGCAUUUAUCGUCUGCGUUAUCAAAUGUCGUCGCAAAGACAACAGUGAUAGCCCUGGCGACAGUAUUCCGCUUGAAAUAGGGGCAACUGGUAAAACCGAACCAAGCAACUAUACAACACUAAAUCCAAUUGCUGUGAUUCAACCCCAAUAUACCGAGAUACAUACAAAGACGUCGAAGGAAAUUGCAGACGAUUUUUGCAAGCGUUUAUUACAACACGUUGGAAAAGUCGUGAACAGUUCUAUAAUAGAAAGAAGUAACAUAGACCCUGGAAAAAUAUGCACGCACAAAGAGGAAGGCGAUCUGCCAGAAUGGCUCAAUACUGGUUUACUCGAGUGCACCAUGCUUCAAGAUUUUGACAAUGACAAUGUCCUUCAAAUAAAGGGAAUCGCGAUUGAUACAAAAAAUAUCUACAUUAUUUAUCCGGCACUGGCAAACAAGACUCUAAAAGAUUACCUGAUUUCAGAGCCGCUGAAUGUAGAAAAGAAGUUGGAGAUAUGUAUUCGUGUCUGUGAGGGCAUGAACUAUCUGAGUUCACAAAGCAUUGUACAUAGAGACCUUGCUGCGAGAAAUUGCUGGGUAUCACGAGAUUUUGAGGUGAAGAUAAGUGAUGCUUCGUUUAGUUACGAUUUAUACCCGGACGAAUAUUUCCAUAGCAACGGUCGUUAUCAGCCAGUACGGUGGAUGGCCCCUGAGAGUUUACGUCAAGGUUUCUAUGACGCGAAAUCUGAUGUUUGGUCCUAUGGGGUUGUCAUUUGGGAAGUGUUUGCCAAUGGAUACCUGCCGUACUAUGACAUCACCGACAAUGCGAUGAUAAAAAGCAAAGUGUGUGACGAGCACUACAGACUUGGUAAACCUGUAGAUUGUGAUGACGCCGUGUUUCAAAUAAUAUGCGAUUGCCAAAAAGACAAAUCGGAGGAUCGUCCAAACUUCUUCAUUAUUCAAAACAUGUUCGACCAUAUUCUUAAUCCUGGUGCCUCAUUGGUCCAAAAGGCAAAUCAGCAAGAAUUGGUGGGACACAAGACAGGAAGGGAAACUUAUGAGAAUCUUAGAAUAGUCCCUCCUUCGCGGCCACCAAAAGGUCAUAGACCCUAA